AUGUGUGCACUUCCUUGCAAUCCAUUAAUGCUGCCAUCGGUGAGGAUACUGGAGACCGGCACCAACCAAGAAUUACGCAACCUUGUCAAGGAAGUUGACUUGGUGCGUGUUAGAGAUGCGGACAACAACACGUUGUUACAUCACGCUUGCUUGCUGGGCAAUGUUGAAGCCGUACGGUUGCUGUUAGAUGCAGGAUUACACCCGAAUGUGGGAAAUGUCGAUGGCCACACAGCUUUGUGUGAUGCGGCUUUGAAUGGAUCAACGGAGGUCAUUUCCCUUCUUCUCAAUCACGGCGUUGAUGUUAACCCUUCUUCCUACUGGGGAUCACCUUUAAUGUAUGCCACCAAAAACGGGCAUAUUGAUGCCAUGCGACUGCUAAUAAAAGCGGGAGCUGCAGUCAAUGCACCGGAUCGGUCUGGAUUUUGUCCUCUGCACAUUGCAGUCCGAAAAAAGUUUUAUGCCGGAGUCCAAUUACUCCUGAUGGGAGACGCUGAUCCCAACUGUCCGGCUCGCCUGACUACCCCCCUCCAUCUGGCCGCCGAAAUGAAUGACCUUCACGGGGCUUCGCUUUUGCUUGCUCAUGGAGCUUAUCCGAACCCGAUUGAUAAGUUCAAUCGCACUCCACUAGACUAUGUUCCCAGGGAUACCGAUCUGUAUCGACUGCUGAACACCAGGACUUCUCAAGUGCCCUCACUCCAAUUCCUCGUCCGCCUGGCUUUCCGAAAAACAAUCCAGGCUGCGGGGCCUGAUCAACUGUCCAAACUGCGGUUGCCGUCCUUGCUUUAUGAUUACCUGACUUUUAACCGUUUGUGAUCUUUUCUAGCUUUUCAUAUCUGGUUCUGAUCUCCUCCUUUAAUUUGUCAUCAUACCUUGUUGUGAUCCGUUGUAUCUUUGAUUUUUCUGUUUGUUUGCAGUGUUCACCUUCUCUUAGCGUUUACCUUGACUAUGUUUCUCUGGUUUUGCGACCGUUGUCUGUACACUUGCAUCGUCUAAUUUUAUUUUUGUAUUUUUGCUCACUUGUGAGUAGUUAAAACAAAAUGACAUUUUAUCCGUUAGCAUG
This is a messenger RNA of Opisthorchis viverrini, 1060 nucleotides long. RefSeq lists its product as hypothetical. The coding region runs from base 1 to 813 and encodes 270 amino acids. Lineage: Eukaryota; Metazoa; Platyhelminthes; Trematoda; Opisthorchiida; Opisthorchiidae. Gene Ontology annotation, biological process: intracellular signal transduction. Gene Ontology annotation, cellular component: cytoplasm; nucleus. The transcript is spliced from 4 exons. The record is from RefSeq and is a predicted model, not a curated record. Gene Ontology annotation, molecular function: protein binding.